This is a messenger RNA of Gossypium arboreum, 1016 nucleotides long. RefSeq names its product guanosine deaminase. Gene Ontology annotation, molecular function: zinc ion binding; guanosine deaminase activity. NCBI's taxonomy places the organism in Eukaryota, Viridiplantae, Streptophyta, Magnoliopsida, Malvales, Malvaceae. The transcript has 5 exons. Gene Ontology annotation, biological process: purine nucleoside catabolic process. The record is from RefSeq and is a predicted model, not a curated record. Bases 316 to 876 code for a protein of 186 amino acids.
GAUAAAAAAGAGAUUCCCAUUUGUCUUUUAUUAUAUUGCAUGUGUUUUUUCUGCAACUUGAAUUUUUUCCUUUUCCCUUUCCUUUGUAACUCUUUAUUUUUAAUUUUCUCCUCCAUGAGUCUUAUUUAAUAUUUAAUAAUAUAUAUUACAUAUAAAUAUACAUUCCUAUAUAAUUACGUGAACAAGCCUUGCUGGUUCUCCUAUCUUUCUCUCUUUCACAUUUUAUCUUCUCUUUUUCCCAUUUUCUGUUGACUACCCCCAUUUGCCUUUCCUUAACCCAGCUUUUCAAUUUUCUUCUCUGUUUUUUUUCUCAUCAUGGAAGAGGCAAAGGUGUUGGAAGCUAAAGAAGGAACCAUUUCCGUUGCCUCUGCUUUUCCUGGUCAUCAAGAAGCUGUACAGGAUAGAGAUCACAAAUUCUUAACACAAGCAAUUGGAGAAGCAUAUAAAGGGGUUGAAUGUAAGGAUGGAGGGCCGUUUGGUGCAGUUGUCGUUCGCAAUGACGAAGUCGUUGUGAGUUGUCACAACAUGGUUUUGAGAAACACUGACCCUACUGCACAUGCAGAGGUUACUGCUAUUAGAGAGGCAUGCAAGAAGCUGAAUCAAAUUGAGCUCUCGGACUGUGAAAUAUAUGCUUCAUGCGAGCCUUGCCCAAUGUGCUUCGGUGCUAUCCAUCUGUCGAGAAUCAAGAGGCUGGUUUAUGGAGCGAAAGCAGAGGCAGCCAUAGCAAUAGGAUUUGAUGAUUUCAUUGCGGAUGCAUUGAGAGGUACUGGGUUUUACCAGAAGGCUAACCUGGAGAUCAAGCAAGCCGAUGGAACAGGUGCUGUCAUUGCAGAACAAGUAUUUGAGAAGACCAAGGAAAAGUUCACCUUGUAUUAAUUUCUUUUUCAUUACUAGAAACACAGUUUGAAAUUUAUGUUAAAACUGCCCCCUCUUUGAAGUUAUCAAUAAUAAGCAACGCAUUGUUUGAUUUCAUAAAAUAAAAAAACCCUAUAAGUAUAAUGAUUAAGAUACGAGAC